AUGAAUAAAUAGAGACGUUAGAAAAUAUUACCAAUACAAUAGAUUUAGGCCAAACUGAAAUUGCUGAAACAAAGUAUAAGAGCAACCGAAAUUAAGUCUUUAAGAUCAUCGUGUCUAUUUACUGAAACAACUCCUAAUGAGAAAUUUAAUAUUAUUAAACCUAAGCAAAAUCAUAAUAGUAGUUUAGAUGGAAGGACUAUGUACAUUAAGCCUACUUUCAAGAAAAAGAUGAAAACAACUAAAAGGUAAUUAAAUAUAUAACAGAAGUCCUCAAUCCAUUAAAGUUAAAACAAGCUCAAUUAUAACAUAAUCUAAAACUACUGCGUCACCUUAAAAACAUAUCAAAAAUAUAUUGUAAAGUUACAUCAUGAGCAAAAUCCCAAAAAGUAGAAAAACUUCUAAGUCUAUAUCACCUUAAAAGUUAAAAAAAGUGUUAAGUCCACAUUAAAGAUAGAUUAGAAGUUAAAGUAAGAAAAAGCUAAAAUAAAAGUAAAAAACAAAAGUAAGUCCUCAAAUAAUAAAAAAUAAGAAAUUAAAAACUUCGGUGCAGUAUUAUUAACCUUAAAUAAGUAAAAUCAGUUCUAUCAGAUUAAAUACAUUCUCUGUAAGUGAAGAUUCUCAUAAAAUGUUAUUGAAUUCAAUAAUUGAAGAAUUAUAGUUGAUGAAUGAGAAAUAAAUGAUUGAAUUAUAAUAAUUUCUAAGAAAUAUCAAAUAAGAAAAGAAAGAUGAAGAAUUACAAACAAGUUUACAUGAAAAAUUUGAUAUGUAAAAACAACAUUAAUAAUUCGCAUUUCAAGAAAGUCUUCCUUUAAAUAUCAUAAAUGAAAUAUGUCAUCAAAGAGAAGAAGGUAUUACACUUAGAGUUAAUAUGUAAAUGAAUGCAUUUAAUAAUUUAUUCUAAUAACAAAAGAUAUCUCCUAGAUAAUUUUAGAUUAAUAAUCAAGUUCUUUAAUAAUGGGAAAUCAAAUAGACUAAAAAAUUGCAUCGUUAUUAAGAACAUCUUAAUAAUAUACAAAAUGUCACAAAUAAAAUAUAAUCAAAAACAUAAAAAGAUUUAAAAUAUGUUUAAGAAUUAUAAUUAAAUAAAUCCAUCGUAAUCUAAUAGUUAUGUAUUAUAUUAAUCUUAUUUAGAGUAAAUUUCAUUCGAGUCUAGCUAUUUAGAUUAAUCUGAUUUUUAAUUAAGUACUCCAAAAUAAAACAAGAAUAUCAAUUUCAAGAGAAAAGACAUUAUUAUUGAUAUUGAAUAUUAAUCUUAAUAAAAUUAAGUUGAAAUUUAAACAAAUGUUGGAACUAUCAAUUUAUUCAUUGAAAUUCUAUGUUAAUAUAUUAUAGGUAUAAAAUAAUCAUAAGGUUUAAAUUAGAAACUAACUUAUACUCAUUUAUUAAACGAAUGAAUUAUCCUUAUGGUUUAUAACCCUUUAGUAAACUAAGAUAAAUACAUGGAUAUGAAGUAAUAGAUGAUGAUAAAUAUUAAUAUCCAAUAUAGGAAUAUAUCUUUACUGAAUUAUAAGUAUGAUAUUAUCAUAGAAUAAGCAAAAUAGUUCCUUAUAUGAAAAGAUCCAUAAUAGAGCCAUAUUUGAUACAUUAAACGAAAUUCUGAAUUAAUAUCGUCCAUUUUAUAAAUGCAAUGGAUAACCAUAUCCAUGGUAAUAUAAUAGAAAUCUUGUGGUUAUCUUAUAUAACAAUGAAAAUAUUAAUCGAUUAUUAGAGAAAGCAAAGGAAAAAUUAAUUUCUUAUGCAUCUGUUUUAUGUGGAUUAAUUAAUGAUGAUGAUGAAGAAAAUAUAGAAUAAUUUUUAGAUUAUGAAUAAGUAUUGUAAAACUUAGUGAAUUCCGAUUAUUUGUCUCAAUUACGAAAUGAAAGAUUAUAGUUAUGUAUUAACAAUGAAGUAUCGAUUAAUCUCAUAAUUUAUAGUUACAAGAAUGUGAAUAUAUUUGGUCAUAUACAGAUGCAACUGAAAUAAUGGUUGAAAUAACAGAUCACAUUUUCGAAAAUCUAAUAAAUGAAUUAACACUUGAAUUAUUAUGA
Paramecium primaurelia is the source of this 2027-nucleotide messenger RNA. The record is from the annotation of a GenBank genome assembly. NCBI's taxonomy places the organism in Eukaryota, Ciliophora, Oligohymenophorea, Peniculida, Parameciidae.